AUGGCUCGUAAGCGCAAGAGCGCCGCUGAAGCCGCCAACGUGACCCCGCGGGAUCUCAGUGAGAUCCCGUAUAUUGCUUGGAUGCACAAGCCGCCCGGCCCGCAGCCAGUCGACACUCCUUCGCGUGGCGACACCUCCUACCAGGCCCCCCGUGACGUCCCGACGCGCGGGCGCCGUAACGCCGACCGUGUGGCGUCUUCGCGCAGUCCCGAUGCAACCACGUAUGACGAGGGUGAGGACGACGCAGACUACAACGAGGAGGCAUACUGCACGGACGACGACGCGGACUCCGGAGAAGAGCCUGACAAGGGCAUGUCAGACUCCGAUGCGGAGAGCGACGACGACGACGCACCGGAAGAAUCGCAGCCCGCAACUCCGCCUGUUCGCCGCGGUCGUGGUAAGGCGGCACCGGGGGACAAGGGCGCCACUGUUGGCGGGGAGCCCCCCCGCCGUCCACCAAAGACCCGGGAGCCCAUGCCGGUGAAGCGCAGUGUGUGGUCGCCCACGGAGAGCACGAUUCUCGUGGCCGCCCGCUGGUUCAUGAAGGAUGAGCUGGACCCGCUUCUGGGUAAGCAGGGAUCCCAGUAUUGGGCCCGCCUCGUGCGCCACAUCGAGACCGAGAAUGAAGGAUGGGUCCGCGGCGUCAACGCCGUGCAGAAACAGUGGCGCAACCUCGUCCAAAUGUACAAGCAGCUGCAGAAGGCGGACAAGGCCUCCGGCAACGGCGUGGUGUGUAAGCCGCCAUGGUGGCCGUACAUGGUGUUAUUGCAGAACAACCGUGCAGUCGCAGCGCCACACGCCGUCGCCGCCGGCGGUGCCACACACGUGAAUGCGCCGACCGGUUUCGCGGUGCCGUCGACGUCCGCGCCAUGCACCUCAACGCCCACGUUCACCGGACUACACAACAAGACGCCCCUGCAAGGACGCGCCACAGCGUACAGUCAUUGCGGCCUGCGAAGAGCCUCCACCUGCCUUUGA
This is a messenger RNA of Closterium sp. Naga37s-1, 978 nucleotides long. The record is from the annotation of a GenBank genome assembly. NCBI's taxonomy places the organism in Eukaryota, Viridiplantae, Streptophyta, Zygnematophyceae, Desmidiales, Closteriaceae.